AUGAUCGAGGGAUAGCAAAUACGUAGUGAGAUGUCAGAGAACGGGAAAGAAGAGGAAGUUCUAUGAGUCAGGAAAUAUUCCAUGGAUCUGAUCCCCAGAAACGUAAACAACGCGAAAGUCCUAAUGGUGGUCUAUGAGUCGCGGUUCACCUACAGUUCGCAGACAACCCCAAACAACAAUGAACGAGGAGAAAGGAAUGUUUUCAGUCGAACUAGCAGAAGACACGUACAGGGCGAAGGUGGCCACAUCUGCCCUCAAGCCCUCAGACCCGAGCUUGAUCAAAGGCGAUAUUGCCUCGUUGAAGAGGUUCUGCUCCAAGCUCAAGUUCCAGUAUUUGGAACAGGACACACGUGACAAGUUUGUAGCGGUUUUGUUUUCAGAACAUGCCGAGAGCGUGAGCCAGAAAAACGUGGAUGCGGUCGCCGGGGAAAAUACAAGUGCCAAGGCGGAAUUGAAGCAGCUCAAAAAAGAGCUUGCGGAACGAGUUGCGUUGAGCGAGUCUGUCGCAGAAGACGUGAUAUCCAUCAACCAGAGAUUGCAGACACGCAGAAAAGAGGCGGAAUCGGCAAGCGCAGAGUUGGCUGCGUUGGAAAAGGAGUUCCAUGCUCUAGUCAGCCUCCCGGAAAACGAGAGCUACAAGAUGUUGUUUGAUUUAAAUAAGAUGAUCGAUUCUCAAGAUGUGCGUCCAGAUGAGGCGAUCCGCAUCGCCGAGACCGAUUUGAAGCAAGAUCAAGUAAUGUUCCAUGACCUCCAACAACAGGAACAGGCACUUUUGGAAAAGGCCGCGCAGAUGAACAGGCACACGGAAGAACUCCAGAAUACACUUCUGCGGAUGAAGACCGAAUUGGAGCACUCCUCCAGAACCCCGAAUGGGCACCCUGAACCCGAGCAGGUCCGCGCCCAGUGGCUGCGCGAGCUCAACUCGGUGCUUCAUAAAUUCACAGUGGCACCAGUCGAAAUACGGCAGAUUGGGGCAAACUAUGUCCUUUUAUGUGGGCGAGACGAGAUUGUGUUCAGCAGCGACUUGAACAUCGUGCUGGUGCUGAACCACGUGCUACGGAGUCUUGAUGUCAACCAGGUGAACCAUGUUUCUGGCGAACGAAAAGUGGAAUAUCUUCUGAGGGUGAUCAUGAAGGCAUUUGCUGGCUGAGGUUAUCGAGCGCGAGUACGGAGCAUGCCGUGCCUCCUGUUUGCAAGUGAUUGAUGCCGCAUACGCUUCAUGGAACAUUUGAUGUCACUGCAAAGAACAUGAAGAUAUCAUAGAAUCUCCAAGCUACUAUGGGGACUCCAAGCUUCGGCAAAAAUUCAAAUUACGACAGAGACCCCAAGCUUCGACGGAAAUCCCAAAUUACGAUAGAGACCCCAAGCUUCCACUGAGAUCUCAUGCCAUCACGAGGAAUGUCCCACUAACCAUGGAGAAUACCGGAAUGACACACUUUAU
This is a messenger RNA of Metschnikowia bicuspidata var. bicuspidata NRRL YB-4993, 1441 nucleotides long. RefSeq lists its product as uncharacterized. The record is from RefSeq and is a predicted model, not a curated record. The transcript has a single exon. The coding region runs from base 134 to 1150 and encodes 338 amino acids. Gene Ontology annotation, biological process: protein localization to kinetochore; attachment of mitotic spindle microtubules to kinetochore; kinetochore assembly. NCBI's taxonomy places the organism in Eukaryota, Fungi, Ascomycota, Pichiomycetes, Serinales, Metschnikowiaceae. Gene Ontology annotation, cellular component: kinetochore.